AGCAGGGCGGCGGAUCACUUACACAGCGCUAAAGCUUUCAACUUUGAAAAUUGAUUUAAAGAAACCUUUGGAUUAACAGAGACGAUUCAGGUGUUUCUUCAUGUGGGUGAGAUUCUUACAGGAGUAACGGCAAAAGGCGGCAAGGUCACUGCAGCAGCUUUGGACCGCCAAUCAUCCUGAUCAACUUAUAAAAUGUGUCAUCUCUUCCGGAACAGUUCGGGGAACUCUCGUCAAAGACGUCCUUCUAUGACCUCCAUCACUUUGGAAUAUUGGAUUGGAUUGUAGUUUUCGCUUUGGGGACGGUUGACUGAUUGUUGUGGGUGUUUGACAGCUCUGGAUAGCAGGCACUCAGUACCAGUCUACUUCCUUCCUCCCACUUUUUAACUUGAACUUGAGAAACCUGAGCGAGGUCAUCAGCCAUGGAGGCUGUGGCCGCUAGAGUGGCCAUGGUGACCAACUCCCCCAACUUGUCCCUGAGGUCCAGGACCACCGUGGCGACGGAUGGCGAAUCUUUUGUGAGCACCGCCAGCCUCCCCUGUGGUCACUUCCUGUCCACCAACGCCAUCAACGUCGUGGAGAAAUGUAUGAGCUCCAUGCAGAUGGGAACCCAGAUGGUGAAGCUCCGCGGUGGCUCCAAGGGACUGGUGCGCUUCUUCUUCCUGGACGAACACAAGUCGUGCAUCCGCUGGAGGCCGUCGCGCAAGAACGAGAAGGCCAAGAUCUCCGUGGAUGCUGUGCGGGAGGUGCGUGAGGGGAAGCAGUCCGAGAUCUUCCAGCGCUACGCAGAUGGCUGCUUCGACCCCAACUGUUGCUUCAGCCUGUACUACGGAGAGCACAUGGAGUCCCUGGACCUGGUGUCCAGCACCGGAGAGGAGGCGCGCACCUGGAUCACGGGCCUCAAGUAUCUGAUGGCAGGCAUCAGUGACGAGGACAGCCUGGCCAAGAGGCAGCGCACCAGAGACCAAUGGCUGAAGCAGACCUUCACCGAGGCCGAUAAGAACGGAGACGGCAGCUUGAGCAUCGGCGAGGUGCUGCAACUCCUGCACAAGCUCAACGUCAACCUGCCCCGACAGAAGGUCAAACAGAUGUUCAAGGAGGCCGACACAGAUGACAACCAGGGCACGUUGGGCUUUGAGGAGUUCUGUGCCUUCUACAAGAUGAUGUCAACGCGCAGAGAUCUGUACCUCCUCAUGCUCACCUACAGCAACCACAAAGACCACCUGGACACGGACGACCUGGCCUGCUUCCUGCACACUGAGCAAAAGAUGACCAAGGUGACCAAGGAGCAUUGCCUGGAGAUCAUUGAUAAAUUUGAGCCCUGCUCUGAGAACCAGAGGGAAGGAGUUCUGGGAAUUGACGGGAUUACCAACUACAUGCGCAGCCCAGCGGGGGAUAUCUUCAACCCGGAGCACUACAAUGUGAACCAGGACAUGACCCAUCCGCUGUGCGACUACUUCAUCGCCUCCUCACACAACACCUACCUGAUGGGGGACCAGCUUAUGUCCCAGUCCAGGGUGGACAUGUAUGCCUGGGUGCUGCAGGCCGGCUGCCGCUGCGUGGAAGUGGACUGUUGGGACGGUCAGGAUGGUGAGCCCAUUGUCCACCACGGAUACACCCUCACCUCAAAGAUCCUCUUCAAUGACGUCAUCGAGACCAUCAACAAGUACGCCUUCGUCAAGAACGACUACCCUGUCAUCCUGUCCAUCGAGAACCACUGCAGUGUUCCCCAGCAGAAGAAGAUGGCCCGGUACCUGACCGAGAUCCUGGGAGACAAGCUGGACCUGUCCAACAUCAAAGCUGACGAGUCCGGGCGGCUGCCAUCGCCGGCCACACUCAAGGGCAAGAUUCUCGUCAAGGGGAAGAAACUGCCUGACAACAUUGAUGAGAACGCAGAGGAGGGAGACGUUUCGGACGAGGACAGUGCUGAUGAGAUGGAGGACGACUGCAAGCUGAUGAAUGGAGAUACAUCAGCUAACAGGAAGCAAGUGGAGAACAUGGCUAAGAAGAAGCUGGACAACUUGAUGAAGGAGUCAAAGAUCCGGGACCGAGAGGACCCGGACAGCUUCACCAUCGCAGCCCUGCCUCCUGCUGGGAAGCCCACGGACAAGAGUAAAAGUGAUGAUGGGACGGACACGGCAGACGAGGCCAAUCCCAGCAGCAACAAGCGCACCGGGCGCUCCUUCAUGGGGAGCUUCUCCAAACGCAAGAAGAAGACGAGCAAGCUGAAGAAGACGUUGAGCUUUGAAGACACAGACACGGACCAGGAGAGUACAAGUAGCGCCUCCCGGGCCCCAUUGCACCACAGCAAGAAGAAGAAGACCAUGAAGUUAUCCAGAGCGCUGUCUGAUCUUGUCAAGUACACAUGUUCUGUGGGUCUCUAUGACAUUGAAGCACAAGCCAGCUGCAGCUGGCAGGUGUCGUCGCUCAGCGAGACCAAAGCCCACCAGGUGAUGCAGCAGAAGGCGGCAACCUUCAUCCAGUUCAACCAGCGGCAGCUCUCCCGCAUUUACCCGUCCUCCUACCGCGUGGACUCGUCCAACUUUAACCCCCAGCCCUUCUGGAGCGCCGGCUGCCAGCUCGUCGCACUCAACUACCAGUCAGAGGGCCGGGUCCUCCAGCUCAACCGGGCCAAGUUCUACAGCAACGGCAACUGUGGCUACGUCCUUAAACCGGCCUCCAUGUGUGAUGGUGCCUUCAACCCCAACCUGGAGGACCCUCUGCCAGGCCAGAUGAAGAAGCAACUGGUGCUGAAGAUUAUCAGUGGACAGCAGCUGCCCAAACCCAAAGACUCUAUGCUGGGAGAUAGAGGAGAAAUCAUUGAUCCCUUCGUGGAAGUGGAGGUCAUCGGCCUCCCAGUGGACUGCUGCAAGGAGCAGACCAGAGUGGUGGAUGAUAAUGGGUUCAACCCGAUGUGGGAGGAGACUCUGGUGUUCACAGUCCACAUGCCUGAGAUCGCCCUGGUGCGCUUCCUCGUGUGGGACCAUGACCCCAUCGGCCAAGACUUCAUCGGCCAGCGCACCAUCGCCUUCAACAGCAUGAUUCCAGGUUAUCGCCAUGUGUACUUGGAAGGUAUGGAGGAGGCGUCCAUCUUUGUUCACAUUGCUGUGAAUGACAUCACUGGUAAGGCCAGAGCAGCCACCGGCAUAAAAGGGCUGUUUCACAGAAACCCAAAGCAGGCUUCCCUCGACAGCCAUGCUGCUGUGCAGCACAGCCGUAAGCACCCGUUUGGUGCCCAUCUCCUGCGCCGCACCGCUAGUGCACCCACCAAAGGCCAGCCCAAAAUCAAGAAGGGCUUCCCAGAGAUCGCCAACGACACCAAGGACUACAGCUCAGAGGGUGCCAGUGAAGAACGAGAGACUGAGGACAGGGACAAGGUCUCCGCUGCUGCCUCUCACCAGUCCACCCCUCCACAAAACCUUAACAGGGAAUCCCUGGCAUCCCACCAAGCCAAGGGCCCCUGGGAACGUCCUGACACCAAUGGGGCUAUUCACCCUGAGGAGGGUAAAGAGUUUUCCAUGGUGCGGAAGCCAGCUCCACUUCCACUGAACGCUGAAGCCACCAGAUACCCUUGUGUCAGCCGUUCUGUCUCCACUCCAGAAGGCAGCCUGUUUUCAUCUAACUCCUCAUCACCACUGCAGUCUCCAUGCACAGCAAUAAAUGCAGACUCCCCAUUUGCAGUGGCUUCUAAUGGUGUGACACACAGUCCGAUCAAGGUUAGCGGAGAUCCAAGGAACCUGUUGGCCCUUUCCAGAACUGCUUCUCUCCCUACGACAAACCCUGCUGACAAAACUGCACCAGCACAGUGUGGGCGAGACCUCCCGACUAACCAAAGUACUGAGCCAUUCAUGGAGCACACACCAAACCAGAGAAACAAAGAUACUCUAACCGCAGUAAAGUCUGACCGCAGACUGGAACCUCCUUCUGCAACCGUGACGGCGCAGGUCAGGAGAGCUUUGUUUAACAAUCAGGCAUCAUAUGUACCAAUAAGGAGAGCAAAAAGUGAGGGCCGUGUUCAGGGGGCUGUAGCCUCCACUGGGCAGGACCAGUCAGCCGUGCCAGAGGUCUGCACCGACGCCACCAUGAACGACCGCCUUUGGUGCAAGCUGGAGCCAGGCAGCCAUCGAGACAGCAUGUCUUCCUCCUCCAGCAUCUCUUCCAGUGACACAGUCAUCGACCUGUCUCUACCGAAUCUGGCCAGGAAGAGCUUCACCAGCCUGCCCACAUCUGGCAGCUUGUGCGAUCCUCACUGGGCCACGUGCCGUCGCUCUGCGCUGCUCUCCUACAAUGCCCUCCGCGUCAGCAAAAGCAAGUCAAACCCCAAUCUCCAGCAAGGCAAUUGCCCCAAGGAUGAGCUUAAGCCCCGCCCUCUGCAGCCUCCCCAAGAAGUUUUCAUGGACUCACCCAGCAGACUGUCUCAAAGGAGGGACACCUGGAGUCGUCUCUACAUGGAGGGGCUCAAGCAGCAGCAGUCGUCGUCCAGCAGGGUGUCAUCCACGCCCACCCUCCCGACAUCUACCGCCUCCAUGUCCAAAAGCCUUGGGGAUCUCACCUCCGAUGACAUUUCCUGUAACUUUGACAGCAAGUAUCACAGCAUCAGCCGCAGCUUCAUUGUGAGGCCAGCCAGGGACCAGCUCGGCAAGGGCGGCUUGCACAAGCCCUGGGCACCAGGAGACCUCACAGAGCAACUACGGAAGCUGACUGAUGUAGAACCACUGACCCCAAGCGACUUUGACCAGGAAAACCGGGUUGGGGAGUUUCAGGAAGAGUUUGUGGAUGAGAACCUGGUCCGGAGGACCUCGUCGAGGAGUCAAAGUAGGGUGCGCUACAUAGCAAAUAGAGCCAAGAAGGCCCAGGAGAGGCAGAAGAUCCAGGGCCUGGUCCAGGGCAGAAGCGCAAGCUUUAGCGUCGCUGGUAGCAUUGCCAGCCCCAUUGAGGAGCGGGGGAACCCUGAAGGUGCCUGCUGCGUGGCCCAGAGUCCCUGCUCCAGCCUGGACCUGCUGAGUCAGCUAACCCCAAUUGGAACCCUGUCCCAGAGACCGUCCCAGUGCCCCCCAGACCCAGAAAACAGUGAAGUCUUUUUCAUGUUCAAACGAAACUUCAAAAGAAUUGUCUGACUUGGAACAGAGUGUGAGAGACACAGCUAGAAACUUAUAGAAUACGCUCCAGUUUUUUCUCAGCUACAAAUAUUUUUUAAGUGGCAUAUAUUGCAGAAUUCCUCAGAUUAUUUUCCCUUAUGCAAAAAAUUGUGCUUCAGUGAUAAAUUAUUCACAGUCAAGCAUUUCAAUAGUUUGAGGGUGUGCAAAAUCCAUUUUUGAACAUUAACUGAAGCACAGUCAUCGUCUACUAGAAGCAACUCCUGCAGCUCUGCCAUCCUUUUGCACCAAACGUAUUUAGUAAAAGAUGCCAGAGCUUUUAUAUAUGUGUAUGUUGACUGUUCACUACUCUACUUCUACAUUUUUUUAAUGUGAGCAUACAGUAGCAAUGGGCCUACUUGAACUGAAAUGGUUAAGGCGUUGUUGUUAGCCCAUCCAUUCACUGGCAAUAUUAAGAAAAAACUGGCAUGGUACCAUGAAGUUUGACAGUUUCAUGAUGGACGCUGCUGCUCUUAUAAUGACUUGCCUAAAAAAAAGGAAUUAUUAUUAAUACUACAGUGGAGGAUAAGAUUUCUUAAUUGUUAGUACACUUUGUGUAGUGGUUAGUCAUUUGACCAAACUGCCAAUAUUCUGCUCGGCUACCCAGUUAGUGGCAUGUCAAAGCACUGAGAUCAUGUACUUGAAAGCAGUGGUAGACUUCUCCAUAUCAAGUUUAGCCCUUUUUAGUUGCCGCAUGUUUUUAAUGCACAGUAAUGUUUAUCCUAAAGGCUGUGCUUUUAUUUCCUUUUACAAAGACCUUUUUUUAAAUGAAGAUUUGUUGAUUUCUGGGAUCGCCAGACGGCGGCAGCGCCUCCCAGCGGCUGCUCUCCUGUUGGUCCGUGGUACUAAUACAAGAUGACAAUGAUCUGUAUCGAAGCACGUUUAUCUGUCCACCUGCUGUAUCGUUUGCACUGCCGUGCCAGUUGUUUGUGCAACGUUUUAGGGACAAUGUGUAAUUAUGACAUGAAUAAAUCUCAAAUGUGUAUUA
This is a messenger RNA of Pungitius pungitius (ninespine stickleback), 6120 nucleotides long. RefSeq names its product 1-phosphatidylinositol 4,5-bisphosphate phosphodiesterase eta-2. Gene Ontology annotation, molecular function: calcium ion binding; phosphatidylinositol-4,5-bisphosphate phospholipase C activity. Gene Ontology annotation, biological process: lipid metabolic process; phosphatidylinositol-mediated signaling; release of sequestered calcium ion into cytosol. The record is from RefSeq and is a predicted model, not a curated record. Lineage: Eukaryota; Metazoa; Chordata; Actinopteri; Perciformes; Gasterosteidae.